This is a messenger RNA of Eutrema salsugineum, 2387 nucleotides long. RefSeq names its product serine/threonine-protein kinase ATM. The record is from RefSeq and is a predicted model, not a curated record. The transcript is spliced from 2 exons. NCBI's taxonomy places the organism in Eukaryota, Viridiplantae, Streptophyta, Magnoliopsida, Brassicales, Brassicaceae. The coding region runs from base 136 to 2253 and encodes 705 amino acids.
GGGGAAAAAACGAAAACUUUGCGCCGCAGGAUUCGAGGAAGAAGGUGUUUUUGGAUUCUCUGCUCGAACCAAAUUUUUUUUUUUUAUCCGCUUCUCCUUUAUCUUCAGGCUAGGUUGUGUUAAGAGAAGUGUUCGAUGGGCAAUUUUGUAACGACCGAUUCUAGGGUUUCUGAAAACGGAGUGCGAGCUGUUUCAGGUCAUAUCGACGGUUGUUCUGAUGAUAAUUUGAAGGGAAAUGAUGUUAAGAUGGAGAGUGUUAACGACGCUGGACCAAUCGAAGAUUAUGCGAUGAGUGAAGCUUCUUCAUUGCUGAAUACGAAGCAAGAUUCCAGAGUUAAUUGUGAAGAAGAGGAAGAGAUUAACAAUGCUGAUGAUGAAGAAGAGAAUGGGUUCCGUGUGGGAGAUUUUGUGUGGGUAAGAGAAGUCAAUAGCCAUCAAUGGUGGCCUGGAAAGGUUUACGAUUCUUCAGAUGCUUCAGACUUGGCUUUGAAGCAAAUGCACAAGGGUAAAUUACUUGUGGCAUAUUUUUGGAAGGAGACGUUUGCUUGGUGCUAUCCAGCGCAGUUGAAACCGUUUAUUGAGAAUUUCAGAGAGUUUUCAAAGACGAGCGGUUCUAAAAGCUUUGUCAGAGCUGUGGAAGAAGCUGUGGUAGAGAUUGGUGAACAUGUUGAGCAUUUGUUGGUUCCUGAUGAGGAUCUGGUUAGUCGUGUAGCAGUGAAUUCUGGUGUAAAGAAAGGUGUUCUUGUGCCUGAUGUUAGAAAAGAGGUUGUAUCGUCUUUGGUUCUUGAAAACCCUGGAAUAGUUCUCGAAGAUGUUGAGAGACUUGCGAAGACGGUUAGUUUUAGUGAUCUGCUAGAGAUUGAGGUUUUGAAGAGGAAAAUAUCUGCGUUUUAUCGGUCUAAAGGAAGGUUUGGUUUAGCUCAAUAUGAUGAGCAUCGAUAUAUCAUAGGGCUUGAAGACAAAGACGAUGAAUAUGCGUUGGAUUUUAGCAAAUCUUCUUGGCAGAGAGCAUUAAGAAAAUGCUCUGCGCUUGGUGGUAAAAAGAGGAAAUAUGGUGAUGAAGCUAUUAACGUUGAUCUUGCUGAUGUAGCAACCACUGGUUCUACUACUUUGAGGAGAAGAUUGAGUGAGGUUUCUAAGAACGAAAACUCUGAUCUGAAGCAAGUGGAAGAAACUCGUGAUGCGAAAAGUUUCUCGUCGAGGAAGAGGAAGAACAAAAGGGGUUUGGAGGAUGAAGAUGAAGAUGGGGUUGAGAAAAGAGAAGAAUCAAACGACUCAAACCAUUUAGAAGAGUGUGAGAAGAAAGAGGAUUCAGGUAUGGAAACUCCAAUGGCCUCACUCUGCAAAAGGCUCAGGUCUGAUGUUUCUUCAAGUGUUGAAAGGAACAAUGGAAGUGGUGAGACUACAGUGCAGACAGGUAAAAGAGAGAGGAAGAAAAGCAAAUAUCUUUCGCCAGAAUAUAUGACAGAUUUUGGUUGGGGAUCGAGAAAGAGCAAAAUGACGAAGAAUGCUGCUGAAAAAGCCUUAGAUUUUGUGAGUUUAGAAGCUGCACCAGAGGAAGUACUGAAUCUAAUCCGUUCGGUGGCUCUUGAUACACAAUAUGUAGAAGACUAUAAUAGCUCGUGUGACAUGAUAACAGAGUUUGUGUCCAUUUAUCGAAGCUUUACAUAUCAUGAUGGGGCCAAUCACAAGAGAAACAUUUCAGAGGAAGAUAAGCAGCCUGAAUUGAAGCAACAAGUAGUGGAUGAGAAAGAGACGGUGAAGAAGAUGAACAAGAGAGAACUUGAGGAGCAAUUUUCAAGUGUUGAGCUAGUUAUUAAGUCUGGCUUUGGACCUUCUGGUGCAACUCUGCCUUCAAAAGAUGAUUUGAUCAGAACAUACGAAAAGUUUGGAGCUUUGGACAAAAACAGAAGCUGUAUGUUCGACAAUAACUCCUGCGCACGGGUUUACUUCUUGAAUGUAUCUGAUGGAGAAGAAGCAUUUCGCAAGUCAUUAAAGAAAUGCCCCUUUGCUACUACUUCCACCGUUACAUUCAAGCUCCAGUUUCCUUCUUCGGAUUCACCUGAAAACACAAAUGAGAAGAAGGAAGCUGAAAUAAUGGAAAUCGAGUGUUUGAAAAAGAAGCUUGAGGAGAUGAGAGCGUUGCUGGAUCAAUCACAGGGAGAGGUUACGCAAGAAUUGAAGAUGAAACUUGAAGACGAAUCAAGAAACUUUCUGGACAAAGUACGCAAGAUGAGUGUUAAUUCCUCCUAGUCUUAAACCUCUUCUUGAUUAAGAUGUUUGUUUAUUAGUUGAAGACUUUUUAGCUUUUAGGAGACAAAAGGUUUUAAAGGUCUCUGAGACUAUAUUAUGCAGAACAUAAAACUAUGCCUUGUAAUUCUUUUUAU